Molecule: messenger RNA, 1364 nt
Organism: Peromyscus maniculatus bairdii (prairie deer mouse)
Lineage: Eukaryota; Metazoa; Chordata; Mammalia; Rodentia; Cricetidae
Source: RefSeq, a predicted model, not a curated record
UUUAAGUCAUAGAAAUCUCAAAAUUACAAGCACCUGUCAUAUGUCACGCUUUCCUGCCUGGUAAAAGUUCACAGCCUCACCAAUGACUUACCCAAGGUUUCAUAGCUAGGAAAUGUCAACACCUUUCUCCAAACCUCAUAAAUGCCAAAGCUAUUGUUACAUUUGCCAGACCCCAGCAUGCUUAAUAGGUUCACUGCUUUGAAAAGAAAACUUUAUCUUCUCGGGAGCCUAAACUCGAUGUAGGUAUACUAUGACUUGCCUAUGUUUAAUACCUUCUAUUCAGGUAAAAUAAACUAGGCUGGUAAUUUCCUUUUGUCUCAUAAGGAAGAAACCUGUGCUUAAUCUCUUCUGUGAAAAGCUUAAUGUAAGUAACAGUUCUUACUUAUGCAACAGACAGAAAAAAUACUUGUCACCUCAAGUCACCUCCCUAUUGGUGAGAAGGGAAGCAGUAAUUAACCAUCAAGUAAGGCAGUGCCACUCGGGUGUGGCAUGCUUUGAGAGCCUCUCAGGUCCAACACUGACUUUGGAUGAGCUCACAGGAAAGGUGGAGAAACCAAAGCUUUCCCUAUAAAUAUGAUCCCUCUGCGGGUACAUGGUGCAUUCAGCUUCAAGCCAAUCUCAGAUCACUAGCGUCCUCAUCACAGCCCUCUCCACCAUGAAGGUCCUUGGGGGUCUCCUUCUGCUCCUCACAGCAAGCUGUCUCUGCAACAGCUCGGAAGUGACCACAGUCACCAGUCACCCUUUAGCAACAUAUAGCAUCUAUCUCAGAAACUGGCAUUUAAGAACUCAUAAAGACCAGUGGUCCUCAAACAGCAGUCUGCGGAGUUCUGGUAGAUCCUAUAAUCACAGCAGCAGCAGCAGCAGAAGAAGAAAUAGAAAGUGGCCCAACCAGCCACCCUGCUCUUUUGCUGUGUUUCAGAAAUGCUUCUCUUCACCACCGUCUAGCUGUGUGAAUUUGAACAAGUUUCUAAUCUCUUUGGCUCAAUUUCCUCCAUCUUCAGUUACAUUUGGAUUUCAUUUGACCAUUUCAUAAGAUUUGGAUAAGUUUUAAACAAGCUUAUGAAUGCUAAGUGUGUAGACGAUUCAUGAACAUCGUAAGAAUCCAGUAAGUCCCAUUAUGAGUGUUGGCAAUACAAGACACAGAGGACUACAGUCCACACACACAAGUCAGCAAUCACUUUCCUGUGACUCCUGCCAGAUACUGAUGUGGCUUCUUUUUGGGUCCUGAAACUAAGCAGGUUCUCACUACCCGAAGCAGUAAGAAGCUCUCUUAUUUUUAUCAAGAUCAGUCUACAUUAUUUACCCUUGAGAUCACAAAGGAAAACUAACUGAUAUACUUCUUAAUGUUUCUAAGAUAUUUCUUG